AUGAAAAUAAGGCUAUUUUCACUCUUAACAGCACAUUUAAUACUUGGAUCUCUUGCAGCACAGUCCUGUGAAGAAGUCACAACAAAUUCAUUUGUGAUGGCUUAUUGUAAAAAUGGGUCAAAAUGUACGAUUGAAAAUAUUGGUGGAAACGGAAUUAAUAACCAAAUAUAUUGUGAGUGUUUAAUUGGAUAUAGCUUACCUGACUGCUCUCUUCAAAUUCCUGAAACCGAGGAUACAGACGAUAAUACCACAAAAAAUACAUGUUGGAUACAAGACUUAUUACAAUUAAACCAAGAAUAUAACAAUUUUUCCAAAUACAAACAUAUUUAUUCACAAAAUUAA
Molecule: messenger RNA, 342 nt
Organism: Cryptosporidium ubiquitum
Lineage: Eukaryota; Apicomplexa; Conoidasida; Eucoccidiorida; Cryptosporidiidae
Exons: 2
Coding region: 1-342 (113 amino acids)
Source: RefSeq, a predicted model, not a curated record